Mya arenaria is the source of this 4495-nucleotide messenger RNA. RefSeq lists its product as uncharacterized. Lineage: Eukaryota; Metazoa; Mollusca; Bivalvia; Myida; Myidae. The transcript has a single exon. Gene Ontology annotation, molecular function: hexosyltransferase activity. Bases 39 to 3311 code for a protein of 1090 amino acids. Gene Ontology annotation, cellular component: membrane. The record is from RefSeq and is a predicted model, not a curated record.
UUUAAAUGUGCAUUAUGGGAUAGCCUCACUGUGUUUUAAUGGAGCGAUUUAAAAUGUCGUUGAUUCACACAUCAAAGAAAAUCAUUGCCGUCGGCUUGCUCUUGACCAGUUUAACCUUUGUGAUAAUGUUUGAAUACAUUGACCGGGUUCAUGUAAUACGUUUACACGUACAUAUGCCGCCUAGCCGACCAUUUCGACCCGUCGACAACAUUUUGGCAGUCAUAAGAACCUUAACAGUAACACCGGAACACCUAAGGACCAUAUCAUCAAAUCCGGACCUGAUCGACAAAAUCAACGCAUCAUCGGGUGUCCAUUAUCCAGUGACUUUUAAAAGACCCUAUCUGAUUGAAAAUACAAAAUUAUGUUCAUUUGUGCCUAAUUUGGCUGUGUUAAUCAUUGUUCAUACCGCUCCAAACCAUUUUGAAUUAAGAAAUGCAAUGAGAAGAACUUGGGCUAAUGAUACGCAUUAUGAAUCUCUAGGAAAGGUAAGAAAAUUGUUCCUUCUUGGUACAGUCAAUAACCAAACGCUUCAGACAGAAUUGGAAAAGGAAUUUAAAGAAAACCAAGACCUCUUACAAGGAGAUAUCGUCGAUGCUGACAGUAAUCUUACACAUAAAGGUGUUAUGGGGUACAUUUGGGUUUCUGAGCGGUGCCAGAAUGCUAAAUACAUCCUGAAAGUUGACGAUGAUAUCGUUGUUGAUAUGUACAGACUAUUUACUAAAGUUAUACCAAACUUUAAAAACAAAACAAAACAAAUCCUUUGCAGUUAUAUAACACCAGGAACUAUGCUUAUUACUCGGAAAAAGAAAAACAAGUGGUAUGUAAAUGAAAACCAUUUUCAGGGACAACAAUUUUAUCCUGAAUAUUGCAGCGGAUUACUGGUCCUCUUUACUAAUGACGUCAUACCAGCAAUAUUUAAAUCUGCAUCGGUGUCGCCAUUUUUCUGGGUGGAUGACGUAAAUUUGUACGGCCUUGUGUCAAACCAUCUUCUAAGAAAUAAUAUCAACGGCUUAGUGGAAAAGGACCACCUGCUGGACGGACAGAAGGCCUUAAAGUGUUAUAGAAACGAAACAAUGAAUCGGCAGCAUAAAUGUAAUUAUCUUGUUACCGGGUCCCGAAAAAUACAAGUUUUAGUAGACAUAUGGUCGGAAAUGACUAAACAGUACGAAAAUGAAAAAGUAGAAAAAAUUGAAGAAGCCGUGACAUCGACAAUUACUUCCAAAACGAUGAUUCGGCCAGCCGGAGACUUGGCAGCCAUAGGGACUUUUACAGUAGACACUAAAGACCUAAGGGCUAUAUCACCAAAUCCGGACCUGAUCGCCAAAAUUAACGCCUCAUCGGAUGUCAAAUAUCCAGUGACAUUUAAAGGAUCAUAUCUGAUUGAGAAUCCAGAAUUAUGUUCAUCUGUGCCUAAUUUGGCUGUGUUAAUCAUUGUUCAUACCGCUCCAAACCAUUUUGAAUUAAGAAAUGCAAUGAGAAGAACUUGGGCUAAUGAUAGGCAUUAUGAAUCUCUAGGAAAAGUUAGAAAAUUGUUCCUUCUUGGUACAGUCAAUAACCAAACGGUUCAGACAGAGUUGAAAAAGGAAUUUAACGAACACAAAGACCUCUUACAAGGAGAUUUUGUCGAUGCUUACAGGAAUCUUACUCAUAAAGGUGUGAUGGGGUACCGUUGGGUUUCCGAGCGGUGCCGGAACGCUAAAUUCAUCCUUAAAGUUGACGAUGAUAUCGUUGUUAAUAUGUACAGAUUAUUUACUAAAGUUAUACCAAAAAUUAGAAACAAAACAAAACAAAUUCUCUGCCAUUAUAUACUUCCAGGAACAAUGCGUAUUUUACGGGAAAAGAAGAGCAAGUGGUAUGUAAAUGAAAACCAUUUUAAGGGACAGAAAUUUUAUCCUGAAUAUUGCAGCGGGUUUCUGGUCCUCUUCUCUAAUGACGCCAUACCGGCAAUGUUCAAAGCCGCAUCGGUAACACCAUUUUUCUGGGUAGAUGACGUGUAUCUGUACGGCCUUGUUCCAAGCCAUGUACCAGGUAUUACAUACACUAGUUUAGAACAAGAGGCCCACAUGCUAAACGGCGAUAAAGCCUUAAAGUGUUAUAGAAACGAAACAAUGAAUCGCCUGCACAAAUGUAAUUAUCUAGUAACUGGUUCCCGAACAAUGCAAGUUUCAGUGGAUAUAUGGUCGGAAAUGACUAAACAGUACGAAAAGGUAAAAGAAAAUGAAAAAGCUGUGAGUUCGACAAUCAAUCAUGAAACGAUAAUUCGCCCAGCCGACAAACUUUUGGCAGUCAAAAGGAACCGUACAGUAGCCCCCGAAGACCUGAGAGCCAUAUCACCAAAUCCGGACCUGAUCGCCAAAAUCAACGCCUCAUCGGAUGUCCAAUAUCCAGUGACUUUAAAAGGAUUUUAUCUGAUUGAAAAUCCAGAAUUAUGUUCAUCUGUGCCCGAUUUGACCGUCUUAAUCAUUGUUCAUACCGCUCCAAUCCAUUUUGAAAGGCGCAAUGUAAUGAGAAAAACUUGGACUAAUGAUACGCAUUAUAAAUCCUUAGGAAAUGUAAGAACAUUAUUCCUUCUCGGUACCGUAAAUGACAAAACGGUUCAGACAGAAUUGGAAAAGGAAUUCAAAAAACACCAAGACAUCUUACAAGGAGAUUUCGUCGAUGCUUUCAAGAAUCUUACACAUAAAGGUGUGAUGGGGUACCGUUGGGUUUCCGAGUGGUGCCGGAACGCUAAAUACAUCCUGAAAGUUGACGAUAAUAUCGUUGUUCAUAUGUUCAGAUUAUUUACUAAAGUUAUACCAAAAUAUACAAACAAAACGAAACAAAUCCUAUGCAAUCAUAUUUUUCCAGGAACUAUGCUCAUCAUUCGGGAAAAGAAAAGCCAGUGGUAUGUAAAUGAAAACCAUUUUAAGGGACAGAAAUUUUAUCCUGAAUAUUGCAGCGGGUUUCUGGUCCUCUUUUCUAAUGACGUUAUUCCAGCAAUAUUCAAAGCCGCAUCGGUGACGCCCUUUUUCUGGGUGGAUAACGUGUAUUUGUACGGCCUUGCGCCAAGCCAUGUACCAGGAAUUACAUACAAUGGUUUAGAUAAAAAAGACCACAUGCUUGACGGCGACAAGGCCCUGAAGUGCUAUAGAAACAAAACAUUGAAUAACCAGCAUAAUUGUAAUUUUCUUGUUACUGGUUCCCGAACAGUACAAGUGUCAGUCGAAAUAUGGUCGGAAAUGACUAAACAGUACAAACAAGAGAAAGUAGAACAUUUUGAAGUAGCUUUGCCUUCGACAAUCAAAUACAAAACGACGAAGGAUUCGGAAUGACGGUUCGUACUUGUGUUAUGUGGAAUGUUUACUCUUGAGUCUCUAAUUCAGUGACGUUUUGGUCCCUUGCAUUGUGUCUCUAAACAGGGCUUAUAUUUGAAUUUUUGACUUCUUGCCUUGUUCUUUUAGUUUUCAUUGCAUCGUAACGUAAGUCAUGAACACAUUCAGAACAUAACUCUUUGAUAUGAUUUCGUUGGAUAACCGUUUUAUACCAUGAUGUAAAAUGGAAAAGGUGUUAAAAUGUUCGUAUGUUUUAGAUUUUAGGAGAUUAAGACUGGUGAAACUAUUUUUAUGAGAGCACCCAAUGCUUUACUUUAAUGAAAGAUGCAUACUUACCCAAUUUGAAGGAAAAAAUAAAAGAAAAUAUAAAUAAACAUGCAUGCAGCCUAAUGUAAUUGCUCGAUUUGUCGGUUGCUUUUACUUUUGUACAAAAACUUAAAAUCUCAAAACUGUAGUAACAAACACCUUUUUUUACAAUUGCCCAGUUAUUUUAUAUAUUUAUCUGAGAUAUUUGUAUUUUCAGAAUUGUUCCAUACUUAUCUCAGACUGUUUUUUGAACCCAGUUACUGAAGGGAUGGACUUUUGUUUCAAAGGGAAAUACUUUUCUAAGAAGGGAAUAUCAAAUUUAAAGAAUUUUUUCGCAACCCUUACAGUGCAAACAUACCAUUUUUGAAUAAACAUGAGUUAACAUAACCUUGCUAACUUAAAAUAUUUAGUGUCUUUUUUAAAAGACUAGCAUUCACUUAUCGAUCAUUUUAGGUAGAGGGAAUAUGAAUAAAUGUCCAUCAAUUUAAUAUCAUAUUUGACAUUAAUUGAGCAUGCUCAAUAUAUAUACCCAUCUGUUUCUUAUGUCAGUGUUUUUUCCUAAAUUAAUUUGGUUAAAGCUCUGUAUAAUUAUGUAGACACUUUUUGUUUUAGCCUUUCUAAUUCAAUAUUAACUGUAUUGUUUGUCUGGCUGUGGUAAUGGUAUUCAAGAUAGCUUACAUAACACCGAUUAACACAUUUUUGAUAUGCAUAAAUAUAAACUUUUAUCUCUCAUUUAUAUACUGAGGCCCUACAAUAAAUCUAACAAUAUAGCACAUGGCGUUAUGUUACCUUUUUGGGGGAGAAAACAUUUCUGUAUUGAAAAAGUCAGGAGUCAGAAAUUACCAAAUAGCAAUUAACCCCAAAACAGUUAUUUACUU